Messenger RNA from Oikopleura dioica, 819 nucleotides. NCBI's taxonomy places the organism in Eukaryota, Metazoa, Chordata, Appendicularia, Copelata, Oikopleuridae. The record is from the annotation of a GenBank genome assembly.
AUGAGAUUGUUGAACAUGUUGAGCGUUGCCAGCAGCAUGGUUUCCGCACAGUACGAAUUCGAAGACGCAUCUUUUCUUGUGACGACUGAAGCGACGACGACCAUCGAGCCUCCUACCGACGUCCAAGAAAGACGAAGAAAGAAAAAGAAGAAGAACAAGAAGAAGCGAGUUGGUGCCCCAGAGAAGGAACGAAAGUACUCUAACCCAAAAUUUAGAAGACAAAGAAACACCAAGUGGAAUCCACGCUGGGAGAAAAACGAGUACCAGAAGCUCGAGAAGAUCCACAACACCGGAAUGCUGGUCGACAUCUUCAGCGAGCAGUACAAGCGCCCAAUGACUAAGUUGAGCAAUCGUCUGGAAACACUGAGGAAAAUGGUGAAGGCCGACUCCGAAGAGUGCUGGGCUAACCAAGCCAGUGGAGAAAACAGAAACGCCCUUCAACGAUACCCAGCUACUAAGCAACGAAUUGACAGAUGGACUCCAAAAUUCGACCAAGUCAAGGAAGGACUUUACAACUAUUUUGAGAAGUUUGCCGUGACCAUUAGAGAAAGCUUUGGGAAAUGCGACGAGUCCGCCGCCUUCCACUACUUGAACAAACUCGAUUACUUCCGGCUGAAGACAUACUUCCGAUUCUGCACUGACUUCCCUGGCUCGCUUCCCAUCUGCAACUGGGUGACCAAAGACUCUCAAGGCAACCCAGUCUCGCGAUCUACACACGGCUCCCGACCAUUCAAGCUAAUCGAACACAUCAAGAAGUACCAGAAAAACAACGCUGCCAAGCACGCCACCAAGUUCGGUCUCAAGCAAUUCAAAGGUUGA